AUGAAAAUUUYUACUUUUGCAAGUGAUUAUAUUGAUGAAAAUCUUUUUAUUCUUUCAAAAGCUCAAACUUUAAACAWYUAYCAURGAAUAAAUCARUGGAUAAAGAUACCAAAUUCUGUUGGUUUACUGCAGUUCCUUUCCAUAACACAUCUCCAUCCAAAAUUGUUGAUGCCUCAUUGCAUAAAAUAUCCAGCAACAAAACCAGAUCUAACCAUGGUAGAGYAGUGACAGAUAAUGWUGGAAAAGAUGAUUUGGUUGRAAUUWACUGUCCCAAUGGUCRACGGAAGGWAGCASAAACAAUAUCCAAAACAAAAGUUACAGAAUUGAAUMGAGAGUUCUUAGUAAUYAAAGCAACCAAUGUWUUCAGUGGAAAACAUUCAAAUACAAGGAACACUAYUGAAGACAAGGCAAGCGAUGAURUUGCUAUUCUCACAACUAAUGACAGCUCUGGAAUUACAUCUAAACAAAACAGUGGUCUAGAAACUGAGGACUGUUAUCUUACAGGACYRUCAACUAGUUCUACAUGUCAAAACUCUGACCUUCCUUACACUGAAUUCAUUUCACCCAAGGGAAUAGCAACAAGGCGUAAAKCCCAUCUAMRCRUUAAUCGACCAAGGCAAAACAGUUCUUGUGGCAAGACCAGUAUUGUAUCUCAAGAAUUUAUCUGCUCAUCAACUGACAUCACUAGUUCUGAGGAAAUUGCAACCAGAAGUAACGACGUUCCACCAACCAGCUGCAGUUCCUCCAAAAUCACAGAAUCCAUUAUUCCAUUCUCUGAAGGCAUGGCCUCUUUCAAGGAAAGUGCAACUGAAGACAUUUCUUCCAGAGAAAUUAUUGAAAUAACUAUGAAACGAAAACAUGUUGAGAAAAAAGGUGUCUAUUCUUCAAAAAGAUUCAAAAAUGUCCAAGGAAGUAUUAAAACAGAAGAUAUUAGUUUUGGGCAGCAUCUCACUACUUGUGAUAAUAGUUGUUAUUUYAAGCACCAYCCAAUAACACURAGUAUAGGCUGGUCAAGGGAUGUSAAGAAUGCCACAGCYCUCAACAUUUCACCUUUGWYAUGCAUAAUGGGAGCUAUGGAAUUUGGUUGGGAUCCAGCGACAAACAUCCCAGAUCCYGAUGCCAAAUACCAGAUUCCACUUGUUCAUCUUGCUUGUAUGUUUGGAAGAGCAGAUGUGAUUGAAAGUGUUAUUUCUAUYAAUCUUUUGCCUGUUACACACCAUAUUGGAUCUACAGCUCUUGGUGUYUUUCAAACACAUUUCACRAAGUCCCUCGUCUUCUUUGACUAUGAUCAGAAGGUUGCAGCWUUUAACAAGUGUUCAGCAGUGUUGGCAGAGAUCUGUCCAAAUCUUUGGCUUCCAACAAAUGAACAAUCUUUAUUACUACGCAUGUCGUUUGAUUUGAUGGAAUAUGUSAAAAAGGUGGAAAUGUCCUCUGAAGUAAUAUCAACAAUUAAAAAUUCCUCACAUCAACCAAUCGAAGCAUUUGUGAAGAUGCAUCACAAUCCACUAAUAGAAGAAUGGAUUUUUUACCAGAAAAUCUAUGUUGAAGCCAUGAAGCAAAUGCGAAGACUUUUURAUAAUGGAAUAUUGGUUAGCGACAAUGUCACGAACUCUAUUACAUCGGAACCUUUACGUUCUCUGAUAACAAACCUUGUGUUAGUUCUAARAGAGUAUGAGAAACUAAUGUCUUGUAAUGAUCUGGUUGGUGCACCUGGUCUUGAUUGGAGAGAAAUGUGUAAGGAGUUUGCAGAAGAAAUURUUCUUUCCAUUCAGACAUUUGAAAGUCGUGAAACGUGCGAUGUACAAAACGAGAGAGGCCAGGAAAACCAAAUACGCGUCAAUGAACAAAUAGAGCAUCAACAGCUUCGCUYCGUAGCAACCACUGAGGACCCCUCUUCCAUUAGAAUUACAACCAGAAGUAAAAGUAAAGAAUUUAAUCCUUCUUCAACUGAAGACCGUUCUUCUCGGGGAAUAGCAACCAGAAGUAAAUAUCAAGAAUCUUACCCACCGACUUGUGAAGACCAUUCCUCCGAUGGAAUUACAAUCAGCGGGAAAUACCAGGAACCCAAUCUUCCUUCAACUGAAGAUCGUUCUUUUCAGGGAGAUACAACGAGAAUUAGAUGUCAAAAGUCUCAAUUACCGACAACAGAAGACCGUUCUUAUCAAGGAGUUACAACCAGAAGUAGAAGUCAAGAAUCUAACCUUUCAUUAGCUGAAGACAGUACUAUCAGACGAGCCUAUCAACAUUCAAAUCGAUUACAAGACCGUUCAUCCAAGGUAUCAGCAACGAGAAAGGCAAAAGUACCUAUUACAAUGUCGACGUCGCUUAUUCUGGAACCAAAACUAAACGAGAAUCGUAAGAGUGUGAUGUCACAGCUUAAUGAUAUCAGAAUAAAGAUGGACCAAUUCAAAACUGAGAAAAGAAAACAACUGGAACUUACUCGCCGAAAGAAAGCUAUUUUGAAUAAAAGAGAAUUAGAGGUCAAAAUGCGAAAGAACGCCAUCUUGGAAUUGAAAAAGAAAACUGCUAUUUUAGAUAAUCGUAUUGAACAUUUUGCACAAAAAGAAGCCGAACUGCAGUCUUUGCUGAAUACCACAAGGCCAAACCAGAGAGUAUGAUGUCACAGCUUGAUGAUGUCAGAAAAAGAAUCAGCCAAUUAACAGCAAAGAAAAGCAGCUAAUCCUAAAGCACCAAAGGAAAAUAAUUUUGAAAGGAAGAGAUUUAAACAAAAUGCGGAAACUCGCUAUAUAGUACUGUUUUAGAAAAGUGAACCGUUCUUUCGGUCUUAAAUGUUUAUUGAAGUCCAUAAAAAAACCGAAUCGGGGGUAAGACACAGUUUGAAGAUAUAAAUAUUUGUAGGUAUCAGACCUAGCAGAGAAACGUUGAUAUCUGAUGAACAUAGCUUUGAAAAGGUUGGCCAUAUGACAUUUAUAUUCGCAGAUAGAAUACAAUUUCCCGAUUAUAACAAGAAUUUUGAAAUGCUAGAAUAAUAAUGUUACAAAAUAA
Exaiptasia diaphana is the source of this 3006-nucleotide messenger RNA. RefSeq lists its product as uncharacterized. The record is from RefSeq and is a predicted model, not a curated record. The transcript has 3 exons. Bases 783 to 2618 code for a protein of 611 amino acids. NCBI's taxonomy places the organism in Eukaryota, Metazoa, Cnidaria, Anthozoa, Actiniaria, Aiptasiidae.